CGCCAGCGCGGCCCGGGGCUCCGGCGGCAGGGGCGGAUCAGCGGGCCCCGCGCCCCCGUUCCCAAAGGCUCCUCCUCGGCUCCCGGCUCCGCAGCCACCUGUGCGCGCCCCGGGCGGGGCGGGGCCGGGCCGAGCCCCGGGUCCCUCCUCCGCCGGUGCCUGCGGGAGGGACGGGACGGAGAGAGGCUCCGGCAGCGCGGCGGGACCCGGCGGAGGGAGAGCCCGGCCCGGGGAAGAGGCGGCCCCGCCAGGUGCCGGGCCGAGGGCAGCGCGUCCCGGCGGGGCAGCGCUCACGGGCAUGGACAAGCUCAACAGGCUGACGGUGCCGGCCGGGGAGAAGUUCAGGAAGCUUCAGAAGAUGGUGCAUGACAUCAAGAAAAAUGAAAGUGGGAUAAUAAACAAGUUCAAAAAGUUCCAAAAUGAGCAAGUGGCCUUAAUUUGCAAAACUGGGAAAGAUACUUGGGAUCGCCUUAAAAAAAAGCCACCGCCAAGUCUGCCAAAAAGGGAUUAUGCUUCAGAACACACAGACAAUGAAGAGGAACAAUGGUCAGAUGAUUUUGACAGUGAUUAUGAAAAUCCAGAUGACCACUCUGACUCUGAGAUGUACGUGGUCCCCAGUGAAGAGAAUCCUGAUGACAGCUAUGAGCCACCUCCCAGUGAGAAGGAGAAAAAGAAGAUUCCCUCUGCAUUCCCUAUUUCUAGGGGUGAAUAUGCAGACAAUCGCACCAGUCACCAGAAGCUUCCUCCCAUCAACAAACCUCUCCCAAGUACACCCAGUCCAGCCAUGUCCAGACCAAAGAAACCGUGUGUGCCAUCCAUGCCAUUGCCAUCUCCUGCUGCAAAACCAAAAGUGCCACCAAAGCCUAAGGAGUGCAGUGAUGAUGAGGAUAACUACAUUGUGCCAGUGGACAAUGAUGAUGAUAACUAUGUUGAACCCACAGAAGGCAGCAUGUCAUUACCUACAAAAUCACCUGUGAACAGAUUUAUGAAGACAACAAAGCCAGCCCCUCCUAUUUCUCCAAAGCCUUCUAUUAUGCAAGAAGUCUACGAGGUUCCUGAAGAAGAGGAAAAACCAUCACCACCACCAGUAACCAGGUUCACCAAGCCACUGAUGUUCAUGCCUGCUCAGAAUACGGAGCACUCCCACAUGCACAGCAUGGCCAGAGAUUCACCUAAGCAGGAUACUUCCAGAAAUAUUUUGCCUCUCCCCAGAAGUCGUCUUCAUCCAAAAACAGACCAUGAAGCAAACAAUAAUGAUGAAAGUCAGAGGUUCAAUAACACACAAGAAUCCAGAUUUCCCACUGGAGCAGCUCCAGCUCCAUCUCCGUUACCAAGGGGCCUCAAGAAAACUUCUAAUGCAGUAAUUUCACCAAAACCGUGUUUACCUUCCAGAGAGACCUUAACUGCAAAUGAAGAAAAACCUAUGGCACCAGAACGACAGCGCAAUUCCAACCAGGAACUUCCACUUCCCCCACUUCCAAGUGGUGCCCAAAAGCCUCUGCUCCAAAAGCCCUCAAUUCUGCCAAAAGUGCCAGAAGCUGCAAACCGUUCUUUGGGUGCUUCCCCUCCCAGCAGCACUUCAUCCAUUUCAAGUUCUGCAGAUGAGGAUGCUGGUGUUCACAGUAAAGCAUGGUAUGCCGCUACCUGUGAUAGGAAAAUGGCAGAAGAUGCAUUGUACCGAUCAAACAAGGAUGGAUCUUUUCUAAUAAGGAAGAGUUCUGGACAGGACUCACAGCAACCAUAUACACUGGUUGUAUUUUACAACAGAAGAGUGUACAACAUCCCUAUACGAUUUAUUGAAUCAACAAGGCAAUAUGCACUGGGCAGAGAAAAAAGUGGUGAAGAGCGCUUCGACAGUGUUGCUGAAAUAGUAGAGAAUCAUCAGCGCACCUCCCUGGUUCUAAUUGACAGCCACAACAACACAAAAGACUCAACAAAACUGAAAUAUAUUGUAAGAGUUUCUUAAUCAAACUCAGCUGCUGAAAUGAAGACCCCUUUAAUCAUUUCUUUCAACAUACUGAGACAUGGACAAAGUAUUAAAAGAAGAAAAUCCAAAGUUAUGGGAAACACUCUUCAAGAGCACCUACAGAGUGGUAAGAAAUGCAUUUCAUAGAGUUCAACCCCAUGUCACUUUUAUCAGGAAAGUUUAACACAAGAAGCCAAAGCAGAUUCACUGUCAUCUGUGAAAACAUGGGCAUCCAAAGUCACAGGAAGAACUGCAUACCACAGCCUGGUCCUCUGACUGCUGUUUGAAGAUAGAUUUCUUGAAGGACAUUUUCAUUUUAAAAAUGAGAAUACCCACAGUGAUCUACUCUUUCAAUUUAUGUUUACCACAUAUCACUCCUUUCAGCAAUUUCUUUGUAAAGUGCACAGCCCCAGAUAUUAGAGCAACUUGACCUAACGUACCACUGGGUACAAGUUGAAAAUAGGACUGUACUUUGUGAUUAGUGGCAAUAAAUGCACCUGAAUGUUUUAGAUUUAUGGACAUAAGUUGUACUUUCCCUCAGCUUCACCCUAUUUCAUUGAUACUUUUGUUUGUAUUUUCAAAUGUACAAAUAAAAUUUAAAAUACUGUAAA
This is a messenger RNA of Taeniopygia guttata (zebra finch), 2577 nucleotides long. RefSeq names its product B cell linker (gene BLNK). Gene Ontology annotation, biological process: intracellular signal transduction; cell surface receptor protein tyrosine kinase signaling pathway. The record is from RefSeq and is a predicted model, not a curated record. Lineage: Eukaryota; Metazoa; Chordata; Aves; Passeriformes; Estrildidae. Gene Ontology annotation, cellular component: cytoplasm.